AUGCCAGACUUGGAGGAAAACGUCUACGUAAAUUGUCUGCAACUCCUACCAAUUUUAGAAGACAGGCUUCGAAGCAUCAAAGAGGCAACGAAAGCUGAUAAAGAGCUUCAGAAACUGCUACAGGAAGACAUUCAUGUCGAAGAUGGCAUCUUGCUAAGGGCAAACCGAGUCAUCGUGCCAGGCUCGCUACGGAGUACAUUGAUACGUUUGCUUCAUGCAGCGCACGCUGGAAAAGAGAAGAUGAAGGCGAGAGCUCGAGAGAUACUGUUCUGGCCAGGAAUGAAGGCAGACAUAGAAAAUACAUAUGACUCCUGCGUGCAAUGCCAGGAGUACGGGCCGAGACAUACGAAGAUGCCGACGCUUAGUCACGAUGUUCCUGCAUUGCCUUGGCAACGUGUCGGAAUGUAUCUUUCUACAUACGAUGGACAACAGUAUGUCGUCAUGGUUGAUUACUACUCUUUCUAUUUUGAAGUGCAGAAGCUGAAAAAAACAGCAGCAACCAGCAUUGUGAACUUCUGCAUGAGAACCUUGGCAACACAUGGGCUGCCGAUUACUUUGGUAACUGACAAUGGACCUCCAUUCAGCAGCAAAGAGUUUGAUGACAUUUUGAGACGGAUGCAAGUGCGCCACAUCACCUGA
Molecule: messenger RNA, 639 nt
Organism: Ornithodoros turicata
Lineage: Eukaryota; Metazoa; Arthropoda; Arachnida; Ixodida; Argasidae
Exons: 2
Coding region: 1-639 (212 amino acids)
Biological process (GO): DNA integration
Molecular function (GO): nucleic acid binding
Source: RefSeq, a predicted model, not a curated record